Messenger RNA from Aureobasidium namibiae CBS 147.97, 1038 nucleotides. RefSeq lists its product as uncharacterized. The record is from RefSeq and is a predicted model, not a curated record. The transcript is spliced from 3 exons. The coding region runs from base 1 to 1038 and encodes 345 amino acids. NCBI's taxonomy places the organism in Eukaryota, Fungi, Ascomycota, Dothideomycetes, Dothideales, Saccotheciaceae.
AUGGUCUGCACGUCUCAACUCAUUCGCUUUAUCCUCGAGGCGGCGAGUGGUAUAGCCGAAGUUGUCAAUCGGAAAAGCUGCUCAAACCCAAGCGAAAUGAGCCCACUUUGUACCGAGUCUCUCAAGACUUCGAGCUUAGGCACCUUAGACAUGGGCACACUCCUCACUUGUGUGAAAGUCAGGGCUGACGCAACACAACCAAGGAACUGCCUUGCCUCUUGGCUGGACGGAGACUCUGCGUUUCACUUGUUGCCACAACACGACUAUUCCGCUAGCAUUGGUGAUCAACCUUUGCAGGGAGAGCCGGAGCGCGACCUUAUCUACCAAGCUGGAUCUGGAAGUGCAGUCUGGAUCGUUGGCAACAAAGUCGUCUGCAAAGUGGACCAGUCCAUAAACCGCUCGUUCCUCAUCAUGAAACGCAUUCACGCUCGUACACUGGAUGUGGCAUGGCCAUCGCUCACUCAAACACAGCGACUCAACAUCGCAAACGAAAUAGCAAACCAUACUGCCCUUGUGGCUACCAAGACUAGUACCCACUACCAAACCGUCUCGGGCUACGGUGUCGUUAAGCCGUGGCUCAUGCAAGGCUAUGACUUCCAUGGCCCAAUACACAGUUGGUUCCCCCGUACACUUGGACCUUUGGCGGGCUCGGAGUUGCGAGCGCAUUGGACCAACAUCUCCACCACACCUCCGCCUACUUUUGAGGACCCACUUGUUCUUUGCCACGAUGAUCAAGGGCCCACCAACAUUCUCGUCUCCGAUUCUGGCGACAAUGUCGCGGCAAUUCUUGAUUGGGCGAAUGUGUCUUACGUGCCUCGCUUCUGGGUUGCUACCGUUGUGCUUACUACCGCAGCUUAUCGCUUUGACUUCGAUGGCGAGGGCUCAAGAGAUUGGGCGGUGAUGCUUGCAGAAGCACUGAAGAAGCAAGGGUUCGAGCAUGUUACGGAUUAUCGAAAGUGGCAUGACACGGUGGCAAAGUACGAUACUGAGGACGACAAGCUGGAGUGGAGCAAAGUGCAACUAAGUGCACCUUCGUGA